Haliotis rubra (blacklip abalone) is the source of this 477-nucleotide messenger RNA. RefSeq lists its product as uncharacterized. Bases 52 to 474 code for a protein of 140 amino acids. The record is from RefSeq and is a predicted model, not a curated record. NCBI's taxonomy places the organism in Eukaryota, Metazoa, Mollusca, Gastropoda, Lepetellida, Haliotidae. The transcript is spliced from 3 exons.
CAUUGUUUCCAGUUCAUUAUCGUCCACAUUGGGAUCAAUGACCUGGCGUACAUGCCUAGGACGCCUGGGCAGGUGUUGGACAACUUCGCGAAACUGGUUGACAUUAUAAGGAAACAGAACCCACGAGCUGUGGUACUCCUUUCCGGUGUCACCCCAAGAUACCGGAAUAGACGGCGACAAGGCCGUGGAAAUCAGGAUUCCCUCAACGAGAAAGUGAAACACCUUUGCGGUGAGAAUGGAUUGACCUAUGUCGGCCACCCUAACUUCAUGUCUUCCGGGAGAGUAAGGCAGGAGUUCAUUGCCUGCGAUGGGCUUCACCUGAGACCAGCAGGACAGAAGCAACUGGCUUCAGAUAUUAUCUGUGCUCUUUGGGUGUGUACGCAACCGUUGAAUAAUCCCACUAGACUACCGUUGAUAACUCCCACUACACCAACGACUUCUACCACGUCGAGAGUGACUUACGCACAAGCCUGAGAA